Vanderwaltozyma polyspora DSM 70294 is the source of this 510-nucleotide messenger RNA. RefSeq names its product centrin (gene CDC31). The record is from RefSeq and is a predicted model, not a curated record. Gene Ontology annotation, cellular component: half bridge of spindle pole body; mitotic spindle pole body. Gene Ontology annotation, biological process: spindle pole body duplication. The transcript has a single exon. NCBI's taxonomy places the organism in Eukaryota, Fungi, Ascomycota, Saccharomycetes, Saccharomycetales, Saccharomycetaceae. The coding region runs from base 1 to 510 and encodes 169 amino acids. Gene Ontology annotation, molecular function: calcium ion binding; microtubule binding.
AUGAGUGGUAUUAGAAGAAGAAGUGUAGCCAAGGGUAAUAAUACUGGUGUUACCGGUCCAGUGCAGGAUCAAUUAUUGGAAGAACAGAAACAAGAGAUAUAUGAAGCGUUUUCUCUGUUUGAUAUGAACAGCGAUGGGUAUUUAGAUUACCAUGAAUUGAAGGUUGCCAUGCGUGCUUUGGGGUUUGAUCUUCCCAAGAGAGAAAUCCUUGAACUGAUUGAUCAGUACGAUAGAGAUGGGCGUCGACAAAUGCAAUACGAUGAUUUUUACCUGAUCAUGGGUCAAAAGAUACUGAAUAGAGAUCCUCUGGAUGAGAUCAAGCGUGCGUUUAAGCUGUUUGACGACGAUGGCACCGGCAAGAUAAGUCUAAAGAAUCUAAGACGUGUGGCUAAAGAGCUAGGUGAAAACCUCACCGAUGAAGAAUUAAGGGCAAUGAUCGAUGAGUUUGAUCUUGACGGCGACGGAGAAAUUAAUGAACAAGAGUUCAUCGACAUCUGCACAGAGAACUAG